Molecule: messenger RNA, 611 nt
Organism: Pelagomonas calceolata
Lineage: Eukaryota; Pelagophyceae; Pelagomonadales; Pelagomonadaceae
Source: the annotation of a GenBank genome assembly
GCCAGUGCCACGACUCGCGACCGCCCUUCGCAGCCCGAGCUGGCCGGGCAGCCAUCGGUCAUCAUAAUCAUGAGCGCGGACCUCAUCAAGGCCGCGAAAGCAGGCGACGUGGCGGAGGCGCGGCGCUGCCUCGACGCCGGUGCGGACGGGAAGAGGAAUGAAGCUUUAAUGGAAGCAGCCCGGUGCGGCCACGCGGAGGUGGCAGCUUUGCUCAUAGAGCGCGGCGCGAACGCGUCGUACGGCUCCAAGAAGUGCGAUUUUCAGACGCCGUUGAUCCAGGCUGCUCUAGAAAAUAAGCUCGCCGUCGUCGAGCUGUUGAUAGAAAAAGGAGCGAACGUCAACGCGAAUGAUAAUGAUUUCCGGACGGCGCUGAUGUACGCCGCGAAGGAGGGCCACGUGGCCGUCGUGGAGGCACUACUCAAAGCCGAGCCGGAUUUGACAUUGUCAGACAACGACGACUUGACGGCGCCGAUGUUAGCUCAACUCUUCGACCAGGACGCCGUCGUCGAGAUUUUUAAGGCCGCUGGCGUCACGCAGUUCGAGAAGGAGGACUCGGACGACUACUGAGGCGCGCCUCCUGAAAUUCGCCUCCCCGCCACAGCGGGAAUAAG